AUGGAGGGCGGAAAGCAACUGACCUUCCCGCUGAUGCUGACUGUCGGGACGGCUGUGAUCGGCUCCCUUCAGUUCGGUUACAACACAGGUGUCAUCAAUGCCCCGCAAAAGAUCAUUGAGGCCUUCUACAAUCAGACAUGGACUGAUCGACAUAAUGAGAACAUCCCUAGUACCACCAUGACUACCCUGUGGUCUCUAUCAGUGGCCAUCUUCUCUGUGGGCGGCAUUAUUGGAUCCUUCUCCGUUGGGCUGUUUGUUAACCGCUUUGGAAGGAGGAACUCUAUGCUCAUGGCUAACGUCCUGGCUUUCAUCGCUGCAGCAUUGAUGGGCUUCUCUAAAAUGGCGGCGUCCUGGGAGAUGCUCAUUACUGGACGGUUUGUGGUGGGCCUUUACUCGGGCCUGUCCACUGGUUUUGUGCCCAUGUAUGUGGGUGAAGUGGCCCCCACAGCCCUUAGAGGAGCCCUGGGAACCCUUCACCAGUUGGGCAUUGUUAUUGGCAUCCUCAUGGCUCAGAUCUUUGGUAUGGACUCAAUCAUGGGAAAUGCCACCAUGUGGCCAUUCCUCCUUGGCUUCACCUUCAUCCCAGCCCUGCUGCAGUGCUGUUUACUGCCCUUCUGCCCCGAGAGCCCUCGAUUUCUCCUUAUCAUCCGCAACGAGGAAGACAAAGCCAAAUCAGUGCUUAAAAAGCUGCGUGGGAUGACAGAUGUGAGCGCAGACAUGCAGGAGAUGAAGGAGGAGAGCAGACAGAUGAUGAGAGAGAAGAAGGUGACCAUUCCUGAACUGUUCCGCUCCCCGCUCUACCGACAGCCCAUCAUUAUAGCCAUCAUGCUGCAGCUGUCCCAGCAGCUGUCUGGAAUCAAUGCUGUAUUCUACUACUCUACAAAGAUCUUUGAGAAGGCAGGUGUGAAGCAGCCAGUUUACGCCACGAUUGGAGCAGGAGUCGUCAACACCGCUUUCACUGUUGUGUCUCUGUUUGUGGUUGAGCGAGCGGGCCGCAGGUCUCUGCACCUCUUGGGACUUCUGGGAAUGGCUGGAUCUGCCGUACUGAUGACCAUCGCUGUUGCAUUGCUGGAAAAGUACGACUGGAUGUCCUACAUGAGCAUCGUAGCAAUCUUUGCAUUCGUUGCCUUCUUUGAGAUCGGACCAGGCCCCAUCCCAUGGUUCAUUGUGGCUGAACUGUUCAGUCAGGGCCCAAGACCCUCUGCUUUUGCUGUUGCUGGAUUCUCCAACUGGACAGCGAACUUUAUCGUGGGCAUGUGCUUUCAGUAUGUCGAGGAGCUCUGUGGGGCGUACGUGUUCAUCAUCUUCACCGUAUUCUUACUGUGCUUCUUCAUCUUCACUUACUUCAAAGUCCCAGAGACCAAGGGCCGGACGUUCGACGAAAUCUCCGCCGGUUUCCGCCAGACAGCAUCAGGUGCCGAGAAGCACUUGCCUGACGAGAUGAGCAGCCUGGGGGCGGACUCUCAACUUUAAACCCCUCCUCUAACCCCGCCUGCCUCAUCUGGUCACUCUUCUGCAUGCAACUACCUAGGAGAAGGGGUCAGCGGGCUGUCAAUCAAACAUUUCCCCCUUCCCAUGGCUGCACUCACCUCUUAUUCCCCCCGCGCUCCCCGAUGGCUUCACGCGGCCAGCCGAACGACAGCUGCUGGAUGCCAGACAUCGGGUUUGAAAGGCAGGGAGUAAGAGUAGUUAUCAUGAUCCUUCAAUCAGAAAGAUGAUCGUUUUAAGACAUGUUUGAGGUGUCGAAUUGCUUCGGCUAGUUUUACUAGGUUUUAUGUUUUUAAAUCUGACUUAACUGUUACUUCUGCUGUGCUUUGAGAGAGUAAAAAUCACCGGAGGUCACCGGGUCACUCCUGAUCGAGCUCUUGACGUCAGAAAUCCAGAUGCCAAAUGUAUACUGACAAUUUAAUACUGUAUUCCAGAUAACUGUAUCACAUUUAAAUGUACAUAUAUGUAUAUAUAUAAGGUUAGUUAAAUAAGACCCAAAAUAUGUCAUUAUACAUAUAUGUACAUUUAAGUAAAACUCUUCUGCAUAGCAAGCAUUUUCUGUUAUUUUAAUGCUUUACAGGGUAUUGUAUCUCUAUUUUCAUAUCAAUACGUCUUCUGUUCUUGCUUUCAAGAUGUGUCACAUCUUUUUAAAAUAUAUUUAUAUUUUGUAACAAAUUCACUUGCUUUCUCUAUGAAAUGUAGAUAGUUAUGACCCCUCCAGUAGGAGACAAACAGAAACAUUUCUUAAAUCGUUUCAUUAUGUUACUUGUCACCAAAUAUUACAUCAACCCAACUUUUUAAUGUAAGGUCGGUCACUUUAUAAUGCACAAUCAGACGUUCUCUUUAAUGAAAGUAUUCGCAUCAGUGCAAGUGAAUGUUGGUCAUACAGUACAGCAGAUAUCAGACACUCGUAAUGCUCCACUUCAGGAUGAGUUCAGAUGUCAGUAGUUUGAAAUGCGUUUUGCACAGUCGACUCCCUCCAGCCGAGGGAGAAUUGUCAAGAUGGGAAACACGGAGAGAGUGACCAAAAUGCACUGGGACUGGUGGCGUGAUUCGAGGGCAUUGAACAGCCUUCCUCUUCCUCUUCAUCUGAUGGAAGAGCUGCCAAACCAGACCAUUGAUGAUGCUGUUAAUACAAACCAUGUGUCUGUUUCUUCUCUUUUAACCUAGUCUGUUCACCCUUGAUAGUUUACCCAUAAGUAUUUGUGGUUUUUACGCACAUCAAAGUUAUCAAAUGAGGUUUUUCACUUUGAAUUUACGUGAGCAUAUACGUAUAAUCUGCUGUUAAACAUUAUUCUGCUUUUUAAACGCUCCAGAAUCAAUUUUAGUUUAGUUAAAAAAUGUGUACAAUUGAUCUUCACCUCUAAUAAAUGAUCUGUAUUUGUGUCUUUUUUUUUGACAUAUCAGAUACCUGUUUUUCUUUUUUUCUUUUUUCACUUUGAGUGGAGUUUGAGUGUGUGCAUGUGAUAUUUGGCCAGUUUGCCAGCAAUACAACAGAUCAAAUGAAUUUUUUGUAUUUCAACACCAGCAUCCUGAAUACAUACAUAUUCACCAGCAGAGCAUUCCAUACGGGAGUAUCGUGUGUGUGUGUUUUUGACGUUUUAUGCACAUCAGAAAGACACAGGUGUGUGUUUUUCAGAUCAUAUGCAUGUUCACAUGAACUCAGAAUGAGUUGAAAUCACUGAUGUGUGUUGUGUGGAAUUGUCAAAGAAACGUUUUAUAGCCUAUGGAGAGCUUGAUUUCCCGCUGUAACUGUAAAUACUGAAUGUAAAAUAGGUGAAAUUUUGUUAAAGACAUUUUAGUUUAAAGUAUGAUUUUAAUAGCUGUACUAUUCUCAUUUGUCAUUUUCCUGUUUUUAUAAUGUAGAAUAUGUUUCUCUUUUUUUUCUUUUCUUUGAUGCACUAUCAUGGUAGUCAUUACUGUAAGGCUCUGUAAACAUCUGUUUUUGUUUUGUAUACCGUACUGUAUUUAUUAGAACAUCUAAUUUAUUUAGUUUUUUUUUUCUUUUGCUGUCAGUUUUACUUAAGGAAAUAAAAUUGUUAGAAAA
Molecule: messenger RNA, 3535 nt
Organism: Carassius auratus (goldfish)
Lineage: Eukaryota; Metazoa; Chordata; Actinopteri; Cypriniformes; Cyprinidae
Product: solute carrier family 2, facilitated glucose transporter member 1-like
Exons: 10
Coding region: 1-1473 (490 amino acids)
Biological process (GO): response to insulin; dehydroascorbic acid transport
Cellular component (GO): plasma membrane; basolateral plasma membrane; apical plasma membrane
Molecular function (GO): D-glucose transmembrane transporter activity
Source: RefSeq, a predicted model, not a curated record